UGCGCUUCGCUUUCAUCUUCACAUUCGUCCCUUCCAACGAAGCUCAACAAUGGCAAGAACCAAGCAGACUGCCCGCAAGUCCACCGGUGGCAAGGCCCCAAGGAAGCAGCUCGCCACUAAAGCAGCGCGUAAAAGCGCACCGGCUACCGGUGGCGUGAAGAAGCCUCACCGUUACAGGCCAGGAACAGUGGCUCUGAGGGAGAUCCGUCGCUACCAGAAGUCCACUGAGCUGCUGAUCCGCAAGCUGCCCUUCCAGCGUCUGGUCAGAGAAAUCGCUCAGGAUUUCAAGACCGACCUGCGCUUCCAGAGCUCUGCUGUCAUGGCUCUGCAGGAGGCUAGCGAGGCUUACUUGGUUGGUCUGUUCGAGGACACCAACCUGUGCGCCAUCCACGCCAAGAGAGUGACCAUCAUGCCCAAGGACAUCCAGCUGGCUCGUCGUAUCCGCGGAGAGCGUGCUUAAGCCUUUCCCUCUAAAUCACCAACGGCUCUUUUAAGAGCCACCC
Molecule: messenger RNA, 503 nt
Organism: Engraulis encrasicolus (European anchovy)
Lineage: Eukaryota; Metazoa; Chordata; Actinopteri; Clupeiformes; Engraulidae
Product: histone H3
Exons: 1
Coding region: 50-460 (136 amino acids)
Cellular component (GO): nucleosome
Molecular function (GO): protein heterodimerization activity; DNA binding; structural constituent of chromatin
Source: RefSeq, a predicted model, not a curated record